Molecule: messenger RNA, 1697 nt
Organism: Pogona vitticeps (central bearded dragon)
Lineage: Eukaryota; Metazoa; Chordata; Lepidosauria; Squamata; Agamidae
Product: indoleamine 2,3-dioxygenase 2
Biological process (GO): 'de novo' NAD+ biosynthetic process from L-tryptophan
Cellular component (GO): cytoplasm
Molecular function (GO): L-tryptophan 2,3-dioxygenase activity; indoleamine 2,3-dioxygenase activity; metal ion binding
Source: RefSeq, a predicted model, not a curated record
CUUGAAUUCUUUGCAUGAUCAGCAUAUAGCAGCUGCAGUUCGCAGCCUGGCCCUAUAACUUCAUUAGCCCUUCGUUAGAGGGUCUAAGUGUCCCCCUACUCAGUCCUUUGCCUUUGAGGUUCUGCAGUUCUACAAGGAGCUCCGAGGUCGGUCUGUCCUGUGAUUAGGAUGGAGGCAAAGAAGGAAGAGGUGGGAGAACGGCCACCAUUCACAUUGAGAAGGUUCCACAUCUCGGACGAUUACGGCUUCUUGCUCCCGAAUCCGCUGAAAGAACUGCCACCAUUCUAUCGUCCAUGGAUGGAGAUUGGCCAUAAGCUGCCUUACCUGAUUGAAAGCCGUCAGUUGCGCUCCCGGGUGAAUGAGAUGCCUCUGCUAAGCUGCCAGUAUCUUCAGGGCCACCGCGAGCAGUAUUUGGCCCACCUGGUCCUCAGCUUCAUCACCACGGGCUACGUCUGGCAAGAAGGCGAAAAAGAGUGCGCUAAGGUCUUGCCACGAAACCUGGCCAUUCCCUUUGUAGAAGUCUCUCGGCUCCUGGGACUGCCUCCGAUCCUGGUUCACACAGACUGUGCACUAGUAAACUGGAAGAAAAAGGAUCCGCAUGGGUCUUUGGAAAUCGAAAACCUGGAGCCCAUCCUUUGUUUGCCUGGAGGAGAGAGUACCAAGGGCUUUAUUCUCAUCACCUUCCUGGUUGAGAAAGCUGCUGCUCCUGGGAUCAAGGCGAUGGUGCAAGCCAUCUCGGCUCUUGUUCAACCUGACAACCGACGCCUGGAAGAAGCCUUGGAGGAAAUGGCCAAUGCUCUGAGAGAGAUGACCCAGGUUUUGAAGAAAACUCACGAUUAUGUCGAUCCAGUCGUCUUCUAUGGUGUGCUACGCAUCUUUCUUUCUGGCUGGAAGGAUAACCCAGCUCUGCCAGAAGGCCUGGUCUACGAGGGCGUCUCUGAGAAACCUCUGGCUUACGCCGGGGGGAGUGCGGCUCAAAGCACCACCUUGCAUGCCUUUGACGAGCUUCUAGGAAUCCAGCACCGCAAGGAAAGCACUGGGUUUUUGCGCUUAAUGAGGUCAUACAUGCCGCCUCCUCACCAGGCGUUCAUCAAGGAAAUUCAGUCUGCCCCUUCGCUGAGGAAUCACGUCUUAUCGUCUGGAAGCGAGGCUCUCCGAGAGGCCUACAAUAAGUGUGUGGCCGUCCUGUGUGACUUCAGGACCUACCACAUCACCAUGGUCACCAGAUACGUCGUCAUAGCCGCCCGCAAGAUCAAGACCAACCCCGACCUGGCCCCUCUCUCCGGGACUCCCCCAUCUUUCCUCGAAGGCAGAGGAACUGGUGGGACGGGCGUUCUGAGCUUCUUGAAAAGCGUACGGGACACGACAAGAGAAGCAACGAUCCCUUUGUAAAAAUGCCCCCUUGCCCCCUUCUGAAGGCAUGACUUCUAGGGUGAAAACAAGGGAUGGCCUUUCCUAUGCGGGACCAGAAUUGGUGGGAGUGCUGGAGGCAGGCUCUGAAGCUGGUAAAGAUGUUUGUCAUAACUUUUUGUCAAACCUAAGCCACCCCCAAUCUGCUUCAUUUGCAUCCUGAUGUGUGCAUGGCCAGGAUAACCACUAAGACAAGACAACAGAGCCCCAAAAUUUGGAGCGCACCAAAAUCUAGAGGCGAAUCUCCUCAUUAGGAAAAUAAACGGCUAAAAUCUUCAGCACUGUUC